AUGUCAGAGGUCAAAUCUACUCCUACCUUCCAAAAAGAAAAGACUUUUCUCUCGUACAAUCACGAGCAAGGAAAGGCUUAUGCCCAGGUCCGUCGCGACUAUCACCCAAAUGUCUACCAAACCGUUCUAGACUAUCACACUUCAACUGGAGGGCAGCUCGACACCCUCGUUGACGUUGGUUGCGGCCCUGGAAAUGCCACUCGACAGCUUGGUAUGCAUUUCAAUCAUGCUGUCGGCCUAGAUCCUUCUCAAGGGAUGAUAUCGAUGGCUCGCUCACUUGGAGGAUCCACAUCGACCUCUGAGGCGGUCCGAUUUGAGAUCUCCGACGCACAAGAACUAGGGGCGAACAUUUCGCCACCUAUCCAGGAUUCAAGCGUCGACCUCAUCAUUGCCGCUACAGCUGCACACUGGUUUGACAUGUCGGGGUUUUGGCCUAGGGCCGCGCGUGUGCUUAAGCCUGGUGGCAGUGUAGCAAUAUGGACUACCGGCGAGCCUCGGACUGAUCCCAACCUACCCAACGCUAUCGCCAUCCAGGCUGCCGUUGAAGAGCACGAAGAACGCAAUUUGAGACCCUAUUUCGAACCAGGAAACUUGCUUAAUCGGAAUCGCUAUCGUGAUUUGUUGCUUCCCUGGACUUUGCCACAACCCGUUCCAGAGUUUGAUGAGAGCGCUUUCAUACGGAAAGAAUGGGAUUAUGGAGACCAAUUCAUUGUUGGCGAGCCGGAGGUAGAUUUGGACACCUUUGAGAAGGUUUGGGCAAGUGCUAGCGCACAAACACGUUGGUACCAGGCACAUCCCGAUGAUGUAGGCACUGAGCGUGAUCCUGUUAAGAUGCUGAGGCGCAAGCUUGAAGCGCUAUUGCACGACGCCGGUGUAGAGAAAGGAAAGGAAUGGCUCCGAGGCGCAGUCGGGGGGACUUUGCUGGUGGUGAAGAAGAAGACAGCAUGA
Molecule: messenger RNA, 948 nt
Organism: Exophiala aquamarina CBS 119918
Lineage: Eukaryota; Fungi; Ascomycota; Eurotiomycetes; Chaetothyriales; Herpotrichiellaceae
Exons: 1
Coding region: 1-948 (315 amino acids)
Molecular function (GO): S-adenosylmethionine-dependent methyltransferase activity
Source: RefSeq, a predicted model, not a curated record